This is a messenger RNA of Mauremys reevesii (Reeves's turtle), 1657 nucleotides long. RefSeq names its product ectonucleoside triphosphate diphosphohydrolase 8-like. Gene Ontology annotation, biological process: nucleoside diphosphate catabolic process. NCBI's taxonomy places the organism in Eukaryota, Metazoa, Chordata, Testudines, Geoemydidae. Bases 101 to 1597 code for a protein of 498 amino acids. Gene Ontology annotation, cellular component: plasma membrane. The record is from RefSeq and is a predicted model, not a curated record. Gene Ontology annotation, molecular function: UDP phosphatase activity; GDP phosphatase activity. The transcript is spliced from 10 exons.
ACGGCACUGCACUGCCCCAGCAGCAUGGACUAAUGCAAGCACAGGAGAGAAGCACCACUGUGUGAGCCCAAAGGUCUCCUUGUCGGCAGCGCAGGUCACCAUGGGAUGCAGUCCCAAGGCAGUUGCUGUUGGGUGUCUCCUGGCAGUCAUUGUUGUUUCUGGCAUCAUUGCUCUCAUCCUGGCGGUUGUGGGUGUGAAGGAUGUUUAUCUGCCUCCAGGUACCAAGUAUGGGAUGGUGUUUGACGCCGGCUCCUCGCACACGGCUCUCUACAUCUACCAGUGGCCAGCGGAUAAAGAGAAUGGCACCGGCAUCGUCAGCCAGGCUGAGGCCUGCACCGUGCAAGGACCUGGGAUCUCCAGUUACGCUGAAAACCCUGCUAAUGCUGGAGCCAGCCUGAGGGCCUGUCUGGACAAGGCCAUGACGAUCAUCCCUGCGGAGCAACAGAGAGAAACGCCCACCUACCUGGGCGCUACUGCGGGCAUGCGGCUGCUGAGGGAGCAGAACAGCACAAAAGCCGACCUGGUCUUUGCAGAGGUCUCCAAGACCAUCCGGCAGUACCCUGUAGAUUUCCGUGGCGCUCGGAUCCUCACUGGGAAUGAGGAAGGAUCCUUUGGUUGGAUCACAAUCAACUACCUGCUGGAGACGCUCAUCAAGUUCUCCUUUGCAGGGAAAUGGAUACGGCCUCAGUCAGCUGAGGUUCUGGGAGCUCUGGAUCUUGGAGGAGCCUCAACCCAAAUAACCUUUCAGCCCAGUGGUACCAUUGAGGACAACAGCACCGAAGUCGUCUUCCGGCUGUAUGGGACCAACUACUCCGUUUAUACCCACAGCUACCUCUGCUACGGGCGAGACCAGGCCUUGAAGAUGCUGCUGGCAGCCCUAAGGAAGGAGAACCUCACCUCUCAGCAGAUCUCCCACCCGUGCUACCCCAAGGGAUAUGAGGAGAACGUCACUGCCGCUGCCCUGUAUGACAGUCCCUGCGUCCCGGCACCAGCUGCACAUGACCCCAGCCAGAUCCUCACGGUGCGGGGGACAGGAGCCCCAGCGGAGUGCAGGAGUGCCAUCCAGAAACUCUUCAACUUCACAGCCUGUGGGGCCAACAGGACGUGCGGGUUCAACGGGGUCUACCAGCCGCCGGGGCAUGGGCAGUUCUUCGCCUUUUCUGGAUUUUACUACACAUUCCAUUUUCUGAACCUGACUAACGAGCAGCCCCUGAGUGUCAUCAAUGCCACCAUCUGGGGCUUCUGCACUAAAGGCUGGAAGGAGCUGCAGGCCAGCUUCCCACAAGAGGAGAGUCACGGGCGCCUACACAAUUACUGCCCCUCGGCCUUUUACAUCCUGACACUGCUACACGAGGGCUACAAAUUUGACGAACAAAUGUGGAGCAACAUCCAUUUCCGCCAAAAGGCUGCGAAUACAGAUAUCGGCUGGACCUUGGGCUAUGUGCUGAACCUCACCAACAUGAUCCCGGCAGAGACCCCCAAACAAGUGAAAGGGCAGCAGCGUGGGCUCUGGGCAGCCGCCAUCUUCUUUAUUGUCCUGACCGCUGCAGUGGCACUGGUGGCCAUUCUCAUCCAGUGCCUCUGGAAUCCCACUUAGCAGCCCGAGUAAUGGACGGAGAGUCCCUCUCACCAACCCAGGAAAGGAGAAGUGGCACAA